UCAGUUAAAAUGGAAGUCCUGACAGUUUUCUGCACUUUCCUCCUCUGCUCUUUUGGAGUUGUAUUCUCCAGCCAGGGACAUAGAUAUCUGACAGGCCUCCAGUCCAGUUUAGCAUUCAGAAAUCUCUCAUUUAAUCAUCACAGCAGAUACCCUCUGUACAUGAUGCAGCUCUACCGCUCCUUCAAGAGUGCAGAUUCCUCGUCAGUAGCUGUCAAUACCAUAACAACGCAAGGUGACAAUCCGUCAGCGCAGAGCUCGGACUCCGUCCUUAGUCUGACAGCCAGAGGUUGCCAUCAAGUGGGUGAAAGAUGGACAGUCACAUUUGACAUGUCAUCCAUCUCGACUAGUGAGCUGGUCCAGCUGGCAGAACUUCGGAUCAGGCUCCCAGCUCUCUCUGGCUCUAAGCGUGCCACAGUGGAUUUAUAUCAUUCCAGAAAGCAGAACUGUGACGGGGGCAGCACAUUAUGCAAGGAUGAGCACCUUUUCCUGGGGAGCUUUGGCAUACCAGCCAGUAGCACAAAGUCCGCCUGGAAGGUUUUUAAUGUGACUGCUGUGUUAAAAUACUGGCUGUACCAGGGAGAUGGAGUGUCGAGCCAGGAGGCCUCAGGAGAACCUGAGGCGGACCAUGGGAGCGGUGGAGGGGAGAUCGCUGACAAGUCCCUCUUCAAGAAUUUGGGAUUGAGUCAAAGAAAAGUACACCAUCCAACCAUGAACCGGGUCAUGAUGGUCAUCUUCUCCAAACACAACCCACCCCAAGAAGGCCAACGAGUGUACAGUCUCAUUCACAUUGUGGAGAACUCCAAGUACGUGACGACGGACAGAGUGAGAAGUGACAGUCAAAGUCGACGCCAUAAAAGGAACAGAAUGGAGAGGUUGAGGGUGGCUGCAGGUCCUACACCCUCCCCUGCACCGGCAGCAGAGCCGGCAGCGGAGCCGGCAGCGGAGCCGGCCCAGAGGCCGCUGUGUCGGAAGGUAGACAUGUGGGUGGACUUUGAGCACAUCGGCUGGGACGAGUGGAUUGUACACCCGAAGCGAUACAAUGCAUUUCGCUGUGAGGGGGAGUGUCCUUUACCUCUGGAUGAGUCAUUCAGCCCGACCAACCACGCCUACAUGCAGAGCCUUUUGAAACAUCACCAUCCAGAAAGAGUGUCUUGCCCGUCCUGUGUGCCGACACGCCUCAGCCCGCUCUCCAUGCUGUACUACGAGAACGAUGAUCUGACCCUGCGGCAUCACGAGGACAUGAUUGUUGAGGAGUGUGGAUGUCACUGAAGGCAGCACAUCAUCACUUUCACUGCAGUCACAAAAGCUACCAGUCAUGGCUUCCUACAGCAACAGACUACAGACAGGAUAUGACUGUUAAUUUUGAAUGACAAUAUAUUUCAUCCAUUCUGGGUGGUACACAAUAGUAUAUAUUUUUAGGUUGGAUGAAGCUCUGCUAUGCAAAUGUUAUAUGUUGUAUCUAUUUAUCUAUAUGCUAUAUGUAUAUUUUGUACAUAA
Messenger RNA from Centropristis striata (black sea bass), 1497 nucleotides. RefSeq names its product southpaw (gene spaw). Gene Ontology annotation, biological process: BMP signaling pathway; SMAD protein signal transduction. The transcript is spliced from 3 exons. Gene Ontology annotation, molecular function: cytokine activity; type I activin receptor binding; growth factor activity. The record is from RefSeq and is a predicted model, not a curated record. The coding region runs from base 10 to 1269 and encodes 419 amino acids. Lineage: Eukaryota; Metazoa; Chordata; Actinopteri; Perciformes; Serranidae. Gene Ontology annotation, cellular component: extracellular region.